GAGUUGCUAGUUUCUAGUUUCACACGGAGCUGGGAUCUACAGAAAAUCACAAACAGAGGCAGUCAGGUGACUACAGGAAGCGGAUGAGUAAGAAAAUACACAUUUAGUGAAAGAUUAAAAAAACAACAUUUUUUAAAUUAAAUUGCGCCUAGCAAGGAAAAGAAAAUGCUCUUAGUUCUAACCGAUGAGCAUAAAGAACAUUUGGCAUUCCUUCCGGAGGUUGAUUCUGCAGUUGUAGGGGAAUUUGGAAGAAUCGCAUUGGAGUUUUUAAAGAAAGGAUCCAAUUCUAAAAUAUACGAAGGAGCAGCAACUGUUUUCUUUUUUUCUACAGGAAAGUUAAACGUUGCCGUUGACACUGUGCAGCAUGGAGUGGAGGGGUUAAUGUACCUCCUCAGUGAGAGCUCGAAGCUGAUGAUUUCCGAGGUGGAUUUCCAGGACUCUGUGGUGGUUUUGGGAUUUCCAGAAGAGCUGAAUAAACUCCUGCUUCAGCUUUACUUGGACAACCAGAAGGAGAUCCGGAAUAUCCUCAGUGAACUGGCACCAAACCUGCCUCACUACCAUAAUCUGGAGUGGAGGCUGGAUGUGCAGCUGGCAAGCAGAGCACUGAGACAGCAGAUCAAACCAACUGUGACUUUCAAACUGCACCUUGAGCAAAAUGGAGAGGAGAGUGCUAAAGUGUUACAGACUGACCCCGCAACCCUCUUGCACCUGAUCCAGCAGCUAGAACAGGCACUGGGGGAGAUGAAAACCACUCACUGCCGGAGGAUCGUGCGCAAUAUCAAAUAGCAUCAACGAGUAAGGAAGCACUUCUGGACCAUUCCUUCACACUUGCAGUACUAUAAAUACUGUAUACUGUAAUUUCACAGGAAUUCAGAACAAAAUCAGAGUAGCUCCUUUAGUUUUUUAUUCCGGGCAAAUUAAAGAACAGGUCAGGUGCUGAUAACUAUCCCAGCAGUACUUUCUGUACGCUCAGUGCCUGGGUUGUAGUAUUUCCAGUCCGCACACAAGCAGCGAUUGUAUUGAAGUUCAGCAGAUCAGGUGUUUAAAUACAGAACUGCAAUGCCUUAUUUUUAUGUAAGUAGUUGAUUGAUAUUUUAUGUGAAGCACAACCCAUAUUUGGAACCAUCAGUGUAAAACAAACAAGCUAGCAAAAUAAUAAUAAAAAAAAUCUGCUUGGCUUAAAUAUUCCAUUUAGAAUUUCAUUUUCCUUCAAAUGUAUUAUUGGUUAAAUCCCCACUUUAGUUCUGAAUUUAAAUGCCUUGUAUUCUAGCAGAAUUUUAAUAAUAUCACAUUGUUACCAAACUUUCAGACAACCUUAACGAUUGCUCUAGUGUACGGAAAGCGCUAAAUUCACGCACAGUAAGCUGUAAAGUACUUCACAUGUGAAUGAUAAUUGUCAAGUAAGGAUGUCCUGUUUUAAUAUUCAUAUUUCAUGCUUUUCUGUUUCUGUAACCGUUUGACUCCAUGUAUGAGAGCUGCUCUGCUUCUGUAGCCAACAGCGUGCUGAUGGGCAACCUUGGUACAGCUCCUGAAGUGUUUCCUUCUUCAAAGAUCUGGAUGUAUAAUUCAAUAUAUUUACAGUGUGGUGAUUUUAUCUUGUUUCAAAUGGAGACCAUAAUCUUGCUGAACCAGUAAAUCUUAGUAUGGGUUUAAACACCAGCACAUACCAUCGGACACUGCAGAUUUGUAAUGCAGUAUGAUCUGUACUGUUUGUAAAGACUGUAGGGUGACUAUAUGGCUGAGAUGAAAGUCCUCUGAAUUGUUCAACUUAGAGCCAAAAGGUCAUCGUAUCUAGAAAAUGUCGCAACACUACAGUAUGUUUGAAUGAGACUUUACACACUGGGGCUACUCGACAUCACGAUUUCACUAUAACAUGAAGUCGGAAAUCAAAGACUGCAUCGUAACGCUUAUAUACUGUGCAGUGUCCUUCAUAACGGUGUCAUCACAGAACUCUGUACAAUAAAAAUGUGUCAUAAUCUGA
Messenger RNA from Acipenser ruthenus (sterlet), 1981 nucleotides. RefSeq names its product COMM domain containing 2 (gene commd2). Bases 166 to 786 code for a protein of 206 amino acids. Lineage: Eukaryota; Metazoa; Chordata; Actinopteri; Acipenseriformes; Acipenseridae. The record is from RefSeq and is a predicted model, not a curated record. The transcript is spliced from 5 exons.